Messenger RNA from Penicillium taxi, 759 nucleotides. RefSeq names its product type 1 glutamine amidotransferase. Gene Ontology annotation, cellular component: cytosol; nucleus. The transcript is spliced from 3 exons. Lineage: Eukaryota; Fungi; Ascomycota; Eurotiomycetes; Eurotiales; Aspergillaceae. Bases 1 to 759 code for a protein of 252 amino acids. The record is from RefSeq and is a predicted model, not a curated record.
AUGCGUCCACCUCUUCGGAUUGCCAUUUUAGAGUGCGAUACUCCGCUUCCCAAAAUUGACAGCCAGUACAAUGGCUACUGGGGAGUCUUCAAGACACUUCUGGAAGCAAGCGCCGAAGCCUUGGGUCAACCUGACCGACUAGAUCCAGAUACAGGUCUGGAUAUUACCAAGUGGGAUGUCGUAACUCGCCAGGAAUAUCCAAACAUGGAAGAUGUCGAUGCCGUACUUCUAACUGGGUCGAAACACGAUUCAUAUGAAGAUGUCCCAUGGAUCAAUCGUCUAGUUGAAUUCACCCAAAAAGUACUUGACCAAGACAGAGUCCGUCUAAUUGGAAUAUGUUUCGGACAUCAAAUCGUAGGCCGCGCACUUGGGGCCAGGGUCGGAAAAAGCGAUCAAGGCUGGGAAAUUGCCGUGUGUGACAUGGAUUUAACGGAGGAAGGAAAGAAGUUAUUUGGAUUGGAGAAGAUCCGCAUCCAACAAAUGCAUCAAGACAUUGUUCAGACUUGUCCGCCAAAUAUCGUUCUUUUGGGUUCUUCUCCUCGCUGUGCUGUUCAGGGUCUGUAUUCUCCAGGUCAUUUUGUCACUGUGCAAGGCCAUCCUGAAUUUACAGGCGAAAUUGAGACAGAGAUUAUUGGAACUCGGGCAAAGGCCGGCAUUUUCAGCGAGACUCAGACGCAAGAUGCUUUGAGCAGAGCUGGCAAUGCGCAUGAUGGUGUUGCUAUUGGGUCGACAUUCUUGAAGUUCCUCCUAGAAGAUUAG